This is a messenger RNA of Notothenia coriiceps (black rockcod), 1057 nucleotides long. Its product is annotated as dyslexia-associated protein KIAA0319 homolog. Gene Ontology annotation, cellular component: plasma membrane; cytoplasmic vesicle. Gene Ontology annotation, biological process: neuron migration. The transcript is spliced from 6 exons. The record is from RefSeq and is a predicted model, not a curated record. Bases 5 to 910 code for a protein of 301 amino acids. Lineage: Eukaryota; Metazoa; Chordata; Actinopteri; Perciformes; Nototheniidae.
GACCAUGUGGGAAAGAGCGUUUCUGCUGCUGCUUCACUGUGUGGAAGCUGCAGUGGCGUCUGGCUGCUGGCAGGGGGCGACCUUCUCGGAGGCCGUGGUGUCUCCGGCGUCGGAGGGCAGCGGGAUCCUGCGUGUCCCCGGCGUGGCGUCGCUACCUCAGUGCGUGGCCGCGUGCUGCAAGCUAACGGGCUACGAGCUGGCGUGGCUGUUCGAGGGGCGAUGCUACGUCCUGCGCUGCCCGCGGGCCGAGGCCUGCGCCCCCCGAGAGAGACCGGGCGCAGAGUCACGCCUCGCCUUCCUGCGGAGAGAGACCCCGCAGAGCCUGGUGCUGCAGUCUCUGGUGAGAGGAGAGCCGUAUGGUGGGGACCUGGAGGCCCUGAAGGACCUCGCCCUGUUCCCUGACCUGGAGUAUCCAGAGGAGAGCCAGGAGGAGAGGGGAGCCAGGUUCAACCAAUCAGAGUCCGGAGAUGCUCCAGAGGGGGGGCCGACGGGAAGCAGUGUGGACCAGAUUAAAGCCUCCUCUGAGGGGAACAUCAGCCAGGGAGACGAGCACAGAACCAGGACACCGACUGACCCUCCUGCUGCAGAGAAAGCUACUGAAACACAAAGCAGCUCUGGUUCAACGUCCCUGCCGCUGUUACUGCUGCAGGAACCCACAGCUGUCUCCACUCAGCACGACCAUAUAAGGACUUCCACCACCACCGCCGCGCCUCAUUGGCCGGUCAGCACACAGCCAGACAUGCUGAAGGUGCUGCAGUCAGCCAGACCUCCACCCACCACCAUCACAUCCACGAAAAGACCCGUGACCCCUGACUCCCAGCACCACAUCGACCCCCGGCACCAGCUUGACCCCCGGCACCAUCCCUCCAACAGUGACCACCCCCAGUGCUACAACCACUGCAACCACUGAGUCUGGGUCAGAGGUCGGUGGGUCAAACCGUGGCCCGCUGGCCGUCGUGGGUCCUGACAGGAAGCUGGUCCUCCCUGUGAGCAGCUUGUUGCUCAACGGCAGCGGCAGCACCGACGACCGCGGGAUCGUCAGCUACCACUGGCACGU